Acanthosepion pharaonis is the source of this 873-nucleotide messenger RNA. The record is from the annotation of a GenBank genome assembly. NCBI's taxonomy places the organism in Eukaryota, Metazoa, Mollusca, Cephalopoda, Sepiida, Sepiidae.
AUGCCAAUAUUUGGCUACUGGAAUUUGAAAGCCAUUAUCUGUCAUUCAUUUGUUGCUGCAGCUUCUUCUUGUUUUGUUUUCUUAUUUUUGUUUCUUUUUGUUUUCUGCUUCUUGCUUCUUUCUUUUUUCUUGUUUUUUUGUUUCUUUUUACUUUUUCUUCUUGUUUCUUUUUGUUUUCUUGUUUCUUUUUGUUUUCUUCUUGCUUCUUUGUUUUCUUGUUCCUUUUUGCUUUUUCUUCUUGCUUUUUGUUUUCUUUUUGUUUUUUCUCCUUGUUUCUUUUUGUUUUCUUCUUGCUUCUUUUUGUUUUUUUCUUCUUUUUUCUGUUUUCUUCUAACUUCUUUUUGUUUUCUGCUUUUUGUUUUUGUUUCCUUCUUGCUUCUUUGUUUUCUUGUUUUUUCUUCUUAUUUUGUUUUAUUAUUUCUUUUUUUCCUUAUUUUUGUUUUGUUUCUUUUUGCUUUUUCUUUGUUUUCUUCUUGCUUUUUUUUUUCUUUUUCUUUUUUCCUGUUUCUUUUUGUUUUCUUCCUUUUUGCAUUUUCUUCUUGCUUGUUUCUUUGUUUUCUUGUUUUUUCUUGUUCCUUUUUGCUUUUUCUUCUUUUUUUCUUGUUUCUUUUUGUUUUCUUCUUGUUUCUUUUUGUUUGUUUUUUCUUGCUUUUUGUUUUCUUUUUGUUUCCUUCUGUUUUCACUUUUUCUUUUCUUUCCUUUUUCUGUUUUUCUUUUCUUCUUUGUAGUUUCUUAAUUUCUUCUCUCUUUACAUCCUUUCUUUCUCUUAUUCAUUUUUCUUUACUUUUAUUUUCCCUUUCUUUUCUUCUCUUUUUCAUUGUUCUUUUCAUAAUUUACUUUCUUCCUUUUUUUUUUAACAAUUUUUUUCCAUAA